Copidosoma floridanum is the source of this 3275-nucleotide messenger RNA. RefSeq lists its product as uncharacterized. Gene Ontology annotation, biological process: embryo development; regulation of transcription by RNA polymerase II. Gene Ontology annotation, molecular function: DNA-binding transcription factor activity, RNA polymerase II-specific; RNA polymerase II transcription regulatory region sequence-specific DNA binding. Lineage: Eukaryota; Metazoa; Arthropoda; Insecta; Hymenoptera; Encyrtidae. Gene Ontology annotation, cellular component: nucleus. The record is from RefSeq and is a predicted model, not a curated record.
UCGGCCCUCGGAGCUUGAGCCGGACGUACGUACGAUUAACAACCUCUUCGCGCUCUCGCUUCAUUUCCCUCUGGUUCAGUUUUUUAUUUUUUUAUUAUUUUUUUUAUUGUUGUUUUCUCAUCUCUUGCCCCGCUGUGACUCGCACAACCCUUCCACGUGUGCUGUAACAGUUUCAUUUAUCGAAAGUGCAAAUUGAUUGAUAAACCUUUCGGAGGAGCCGCAGUGAUCGAUAACCAUUUCAACAAUUUGUUUGCGAUUAUCUCGGUUGUGGUUUGCCUUUUGGUCGAGGAUGACGAGCCGAGCUGGGCAGCUCUGAGCUCGGCACCCCUUCGGAGCUGCGGAGAGACAUGUGCGAAGCCGUGCGGCAUCGCCAGCAAACCGAUUGGCACAUGAAAGCCGAACUCGAGUGCGGGGCCAUGAGGGGCGCGACGGUGUUGGGCCUGCCGGCGGGCACCCUGUCGCCCCCGGUGACAUUGUCGCCCCCCAACAGCCCGUCCAUCCACCCUUGGAGUCCCUCGGGCACGACAAUGGGCAACCAGCAGCCCGCGGGCACCCACGAGAGGACGAGCGCCUUCAGUCUCGUGUCCGCCGGGUACAACGGGGACCUACCGAGACUGCCCUCCUCGACCGCCCUGCCCAACAGAGGAGCGGAGAUGCGUUGCAACCUGACGAUGUACGGGGGUUACGGUAGCGUGGCCACCUGGUGGGCCCAGCAGGCCAUGGCCGCGGGUCUCCUGCUGACCCCGGCCCGUCCAACCUACCCGAGCCAGGCCCAACAGCACGAGGACGCCGUCGGCGCGAGCAUGCAAGCUACCGAGCCACCUACCUCGGCCAUGGAACCGUCCCCGCGGAGGUGCACACCCGAAAAGGCCAGAUACCUGGAAGAGGCCCCGCUGAAUCUGAGCACGAAGCCGAGCGACUUGUCGAGCUCCCGUUUGAUCGGCGUCGGCCACCACCGUCAAACGAUCGGCCCCCAAACGAGCCGCCAUCAACAGGGUCGGGCCAAAAGCGAGAUCUGGUCGCCGGGGUCGGUGUGCGAGCGCGAGGCCCGCGAGACCCUGGGGCCAGCCUCGGUGGAGCGAGAGUCUCGCUCGGGUCGCAGCUCGCCCGCUGGUACCAUUGGCGACAACGAGCCCAUGGUACUUCAGAUGCCCAGGCAGCACUACCUACCGCCCACCCCGCCCUCGGCAGAGCGGACCUUUCAGUGCAAGCAGUGCGGCAAGGCGUUCAAGCGGUCGAGCACCCUGAGCACCCACUUGCUCAUCCACUCGGACACGAGGCCCUACCCCUGCCAGUACUGCGGCAAGAGGUUCCAUCAAAAGUCCGACAUGAAGAAACACACCUACAUACACACCGGUGAGAAGCCGCACAAGUGCGUGGUCUGCCAGAAGGCCUUCUCCCAGAGCAGCAACCUGAUAACGCACAUGCGCAAGCACACGGGGUACAAGCCCUUCGAGUGCAACCUCUGCGACAAGGCGUUCCAGCGUAAGGUCGAUCUGCGCCGGCACCGCGAGGGCCAGCACCCGAGCGCCCCGGCCCUCGAUUACCGCUCCCUAAGGGCGCCCUGCCAAUCCAGCCCCGACACCACGACCACCCUACCCCCCGAGCCCGAAACCACGGCCUACACCGACAGCUGAGGACUCCCACCCGCCUACCCAUAAAUUCCACACUUUCAUUGGCUUUUCGUCUUUGGAUCACCACGGCUGUACACAACAAUGGACCCGAUGGAUGCACCUCGUUUGUACACAUACAAAUAUAUACGCAAUGCCGAUUACACACGCACGGUACGUGUUGGCUGAAAUCGAAGAGGGUUGGGGAGGGGGGGGGAAGAAAAAAAAGAGCGCCCCGUCACGAUUUUCCCGAAGAGGAGUCCCCCUCCCGAAGCUUCCGAGCUGUUCGUCUUUGGCUCUGAUGGUUGGCGCGCGCCAGCACCUGUUGAGGAUAUAAUAUACGGAGAUAACGAUCGCCUCCCUGCUUCUUCUUCUUCUUCUUCUUCUUCUUCGUGUUUUUCCUCUUGCAUUCCACGCGCGCGUCCGUUGCGUUUGUGUAUACAUAGGUAAUGUGCGCACAGGGGCGAUCGUACAAGGUGCCCGGGGUAAAUUUUCGACUUGUAUAUACAUCAGGACGGUUCGUACUUGCCCUGUAUUGUAUUUGUCAUUGAUACACGUGGCCUUUGAGUGCCUUGCGUUUCACGCGUUUUGUUCUUUUUUUCUUUUUUUUUUGACGAAAAUGAUGGGUAUCCAUUUGUAUAACUUUCCGAUGGAAUCAACAAUCUCUCAUAGUAUGCAGAUAUAUAUAUAUAUAUAUGCUCACCGGUAGAGAUAAUAAGUGUACAUGGCUAUAUGCGUAUCUGAAUGCCGAGCGAGUGAGUCGACUCGGUGUUUUUGUGAUGAGUAUAUGUAUAUAUAGGGUAUGGAUCACGGGAGGCCUUACCGGGAGUGUUUCAAAAAUGAGCGUUAUCCGAGCACAUGAAGUUUGAACAGUUGCGCUCGAGGAGUGGAGGAAUAACAACGCCGAGGUAUUUUUGGCUUUUAUCGAUUUUUUUAUAAUGUGCGCAUCACCUAUGCAACCAUCGAGAUGAUGUGGUUAUUGCCGCGGAGAUGGCGCACUUUUUUUUUUCAUUUGGAGGGGGCAAGAGUUCGAAAAGGGCUCUUUCGGGGGUCAAAAAUGGUGGGCGAUAUUGCACCGAUAUUUUUACGCAUAUUUGCACUUUAUUGUACCAUAAUAGCACUCGUGCGUGCGUUUUUUUUUUUCGUUCAACAUGUAAAUAUUAAUAUUCACGUGUCAUAGUCCAUCGAAGCCAAAGCCGUACGUGAUUUCGAAGGAAUGUUGACGUGCGUUUGAUGAUUUGCGAUGUUUGUUAUCGGUUUUGCAUCGGUUUUCGCCGAUCGCGAUAGUGCAGCAACAUGUUUGAUCGAUUGCUCAUCGAAAUACAACAGCUGUCUAUUGUUGCUCGACCAAUUUUCACUUUGAUGGAAAACGAACGAUUCGUCGUCCAGUCGAUUCGCUGCAGCUACCGCGUCGAUGUGUACGUAGAUCGGGAAAAUGAUGAAAAUUAAAAUUGUGUAAGGGAAGGGUGUAAAAAAAAAAACCAAUGAGUGACUUUAACCAUGAUUAUUGGUAUUCUUUCUUGUAUCGUGGAGCAAAAGUUUCAUAACGGCUAGAGGACCAAAGAUAGCUUAAGGCACUGUUUACCAGAAAAUAAAGGCUCGAUCGCUUCGACGGCGUUUGCUCUGUAACUCACGAGGUGGGAAAAAAAAAAAAAAAAAAAAAAA